AUGAAGCUUUCUUCCGCUCUCUUAGUCACUUCGCUUGGCUUGACGUUUGCUCAUGCCACCAGCGGUGGCCAACAUGUGCCAAAGAUUCUGGGAGUGAGCGUGCGCAAACACUCGAGCGAAAAUCUGGCCCGCGCAAGCGGGAUGCCAACGACCAACAAUGCGGACCAGGACGUGGGAGUUGUGGAGCUGGAAAGUGCUGCUCCUUUGAAGGCUUGUGACGGGAACCAAAAGCCUUCAGGGCCUGACACGUCCGGAAUUUCAAGGCCAAAAGUGGGCAAGGUUCUCUAUGCUGGAGGUGGGAUCUACGACUGCGUUACCGACGGAGAUAUUGCGUUGACAUUUGAUGAUGGACCAUACCUCUACACCAACGAUCUACUCGACAAGUUGAAGAGCUAUGGGGCCAAGGCCACCUUUUUCAUUACGGGCAACAACAUCGGUAAAGGAAUGAUUAACGACCCAGCUACUCCCUAUCCGGCGAUUAUCAGGAGAAUGCAUGCAGAAGGCCACCAAAUUGCCAGCCAUACUUGGUCCCACGAGAACGCCAGUCAGUUGACUAACACUCAAAUGACGAAUCAGAUGGUGUGGAACGAGAUUGCUUUUAAUUCUAUCCUUGGUUUCUUCCCAACGUACAUGAGGCCCCCUUAUUCGAUCUGCGAGAAGAACUGCCAAAACGUCUUGUCAACGCUCGGCUACCAUACUGUUUACUUCAACCUUGACACUGAGGGCUACCUGCACGACGACGCGAAACAGAUCCAGACGAGCAAGAACAUCUGGGAUAAGGCAAUUAAGAAUUCCAAUCCCAACUCCGACAGCUUCCUCCAGAUCGAACACGACAUUCACGGCGGUGACAGUAGGAGAGUGUCUGGGCGACCCGACGGAAAACUGGUACCGUACUGGACCAGCCGUUCCGUCGCUAAGCUCUACCUCGUCGGUAAGAACUACUACAUCAACCACCAGCAUCAAACCCUCGAGCACUUCCACCAGCAUCCGUACCAUCACAAGAUCCACAGACCUUACAACUACCACAAGCACAAGCACUAG
Messenger RNA from Sordaria macrospora k-hell, 1041 nucleotides. NCBI's taxonomy places the organism in Eukaryota, Fungi, Ascomycota, Sordariomycetes, Sordariales, Sordariaceae. The record is from RefSeq and is a predicted model, not a curated record.